AAUGCAAGACUGAUAAUGAUUUUAGAUAACAAAUAUUUUCUAGUCUUUGGCUUAGCACAAUGAUUAUGAAAUUAUAUUGACUUUCUGUUAUAGAUAAAAAGACAGAGAGUCAAGCUAUUUCAGCACAGCUAAGUUGCCAUACAAGGACUUGCAUGAAAUUUCAAUUUGGUGGUGAACACAAACCUUUCAGGGUGAGAAAGUCUCCUUCAUAUGAUAAAACUGGUCCCAUUAAUGAUGAUGCCGUCUUGCAUAUUUUGAGACUCAGAGAUAAACUUAGCUGGCAGACAUUAUUACCACCUUGUGAAUUUGUUAAAUCGAAAGAUGUGGCUAAAUUUCGGAAGAUCCCAUUACUGGAUGAUGCAUUAAAGAAAGAUGAUGGAGAAUACAUAUACUGUCUUAUAAGAAGUAGGGAUGACCCCAAAGCAGCCUACAAUCCAUAUGAUCUUCAAGUAGUCUCUGCAAAUAUGGCUAGACCAAGUAAAGAAUAUUGGACUAUUAGUGCCUCAUAUGUAUCCAAGUUCACCUCAGUGUGUGGAAAACAAGAAAUGGAAAUAACUCCAGUAAUGGAAUGGUUAUAUGAAAGACAACUUUAUAAUGUGUUACAUAACAUGGAUUUAUAUUUUAAUUUCAGAAAAAAGAAAUAUUUUAUCCUCUGGAAAAAUAAUGUUAAGUGUUCAAAAACAAAGAUAAAUCAAAUGAUAUUGUAUAAGCAACUAUUUUUUGCUGAUGAGAUAUUGCAAAGUUGCUUACUUUAUCUCCAAACCUUGUGUGUAGAUCUGAGUAAUCCAGAGAAGCCCAGAUCAUCUGAACAAACAACUAUAAAUUUCAUAAAGAUAAAUACAUCCUAUACAUACACAUUAGAUAAAUUUUGUGAGGAACAAUAUCAACAGAGUCAACAUGCUUUAUCUCAACUCCAAGCUUUUAAAGAUAAUGUAAUCAAAGUAAUUCAGACCUGCUUUUUAAAGGUAGCAAAAAUGAAGGGAGCAGAAAAACUUUUUCAGCAUUCACUGCAUGAUUUCAAAGAGAAACCAAAAUACUUUGAGAUAGCUCAAUGGCGGCAUAUUAUGGAACGCUUUUCUAAGUUUCUUAAGCUUAUAGAUAGAAUCUUUCAAGAAUUUCUUCGCAGAUUGGUAAACAAUGCCAUAACUACUCUUUUGGAGAUAUUUAAAGGUUCCAGUAAUAUGACCAUUUCAAAAAAGAAGACAAAUGAAAGCCUUAUGAGAGCAUAUAAAAAUACAAUUGAGAAAGCAUUUUGCUUAUUGACUGAAAAUAGAUGCCAGUGGGUCUAUGAAAAUGAGCAUUUUGAAGGCACUCAGAAAUUAUUGCACCGUUCAAAGGAAUCAGAAGCACGUGAAAUUGUUACUGUCAGUGAUAUAGACAAGAUCCUAGAAGAAGUGAAAAAGCAACUAAAAGGAGAAGAGGAAUAUUCCCCAAUAUUUGAAAUAAAUAUUUGUCUGAGAAUUCCCUAUGAAAAGGAGGAUCGUAGAAAAUAUUACCAAAAUCAUGAUGAUCAUAUUAUAGAAUCUUCAGCAGAAUCUUUGAAAGAAACAUUAGAUUUUGAUGAAGUUUUGAAAAUCUCAUUUGAAGAUCAUAGCAAACAUGAAGAAAAAUCAGAAAAUACUACAGGAGAUUUGGGUACCUUCAGGAAUGAAGAAAAAAUAAAGCCAUUGAGAAAAGAGCCGAUUUCUGAUUCAAAUAAACAAUCAAUCACCUAUGAGAGAUCCCUACAGUUCUCUACAGAUGUAUCACUGAUUCCUAACAGAAAAACAUUUUCAAUACAAUUACAAGGGAUUAUAUAUGGAUUAGAAAAUAUCAUUGAUCAAGUUACACCAUUUUCUCAGGAUUCUCGGCUUUCAAUCUUCAUUGAUCAGUCUUUACAUAAAAUAAUGCAGCAAUGUGAAGAUUACACAGAUUUUGAACCAGGACAUUAUCAAUCAACAUGGCCAAACUGUGAUCUCAUUCUUGGGACAGAUCCAGAUUACCAAAACAAUAUUCUGGACCUUCUUUCUCUUCAGAGUUCUUCACUGGCCCAAGUAGAAUCUUACAGCAGAAACUUUAUGGAAUAUUGCAAUAUGGUAGAUAAAGCAAAAUAUACAAAAGACAAAAUAACAGCAUUGGAAAGAGAGAUGACUACAAAGGAGUUUAGAAAUAUUCUAGAAAAUUAUACAGCUGAUGUAAAGGAGAUUGUAUGUAUGCUUAUUGAGAAACGUAUCUCUCUGUUUAGAGUCAACAGUUUGAACUUUCAGACUGACUGCCUGCCAUAUUUUGAGGGUCUGCUUGACAUUAUUCAUACUUGUUUUUAUUCAGCAAUUGAUACAAAGAAUGUACAUCUUGUUGAAGUCACCCAAUCAGCGGUAGCAAAAUUGAAUAAAGAACUAGUAACAGUGGAUGGAUUUGUUGAACAUUUGCUAUAUCUUCAGGAAAUUUCCUCACAACUACCAAACAUAAAGAUUGAAUAUAAGUAUCUUUCUGAGCUCCACUUCAUUGCAAGUGAUUAUAACAUCUUUCUCCCACUUAAGCAGCUUGCUCUUUAUCAAACUGUUGUGAGAACCCUCCAGAAUCUUCAAUCAACUAUCCUUAUCUGUGAAAAAAUGAAGGAUGAUUAUGUUAUAAAAUUUAAUGAAACCUUGGGAGAAUUUAUGGAUAAUUUACAGGUUGAAAUGAAAGAAUACAAAAAUAAGGUGAGAAAUCCUGUCCUUCUCCUUAGUGAAACCUUGCCUAAGACAGCUAAAGAGAUGAUUGAAAAUCUUAUUGAAGAAGCAGGAAUUAUCAGUGAGAAAAUUUUAAAUUAUGCAAAUUACCAGCAUGUGCUUGAUGGUGCCAUUGGUGACAUGAAAUCAUUGUCUGUAGAAAAGCUGUCUCACAGAAGUCAGGCUGGAGAUUCUCAGAGAGUGAAUGCUGAACUCUCAGAAAUUGAAAGUGAACUACAGUUACGUAAAUUGUUAUGGGACUCGCAUGAAGAUUGGGCAAAACUUAUCUUUAAAUGGAAACACACAAUCUUUUGGAAUCUUGAUGUAGAUAUAAUUCAAAGUGAGGUUAACAGAUUCAUGCAGAGAAUUCAUAUUCUUGAAAAAGGGUUGCCAGAAAAUACUAUUUUACCCAUUAUGAAGACAUCAUUAUUGGAUUUUAAGGAAUCAUUGCCUAUAAUCAUAUCUUUAAGGAAUCCUAGUCUUCAACGAAGGCAUUGGGAAAUAAUACAGAAUAUUGUUGGAGAGUCAAUUUCUUGGGAUAAAAGACUUACUCUGGAGAAGAUCCUGGAACUCAGUAUGUUUCAGUAUAGAAAAGAUAUUAAUGAAAUAUCCAUAAGAGCUUCCAAAGAAACAACUCUUGAAGUAAUGUUGAAAAAAAUCAUUAGCCUUUGGCAGAAAACUGAUUUCCACUUAUGUCCCUAUUACACUGAAACAUCUAGUAUUUGUAUUAUUUCGUCUGUGGAAGAUGUAACUACUCUGUUAGAAGAGUCUCUGAUGACAAUUUCAACCAUUAAAAGUUCUUGUUUUGUUGAACCAAUUAAGAAUCUUGUUCGUGCUUGGGAUCAUAAGUUAAACCUCAUUUCCUGUACUCUGGAGGAAUGGUUAACUUGUCAGAGACACUGGAUUUAUCUUGAGCCAAUCUUUCAGGCUUCAGAAAUAAAAAGACAACUUCCAGGAGAAGCCAGUCUCUUCUCUGUAAUUGAUAACAAAUGGAAAGAAAUCAUGAAAUUUGCAGCAGAGACUCCAAAUGUUCUUAAGGCAACUACAACAAGUGGAAUUUUUGAAAUACUGCAGAGCAACAAUGCAUCACUAGAAAAAAUACAGAAGGCUCUUGAGGAGUAUCUUGAAGUUAAACGUAUGAUUUUCCCAAGAUUUUAUUUUCUCAGCAACGCAGAACUCCUUGAAAUAGUAGCUGAAAGUAAAAGUCCUGAUGUUGUACAGCCUCAUCUUAUGAAAUGUUUUUCAAAUGUGAGGAAGAUAUAUAUACGGCCGCAACAUCAAACACCACCAGUGGUUUUAAUGAUUAGAUCUGCUGAAGGAGAGAUUCUUCUAGUACCAAAAGGUGUUCGUAUUAGAGGUUCUGUUGAACAAUGGCUUAAAAAUGUUGAGAGUACCAUAUGCAAUAUGGUAAGAAAGUUUAUAGAAGUUGGAAUUACAGAGUGGAAGCAAAUGGAAUUUAAAGAAUGGUUUUUUACCCACCCAGGACAGGUGAUAUUGAUUGUGAGUCACAUAAAGUUUUCUCAAGAAUGUGAAGCAGCUAUGUUGAGUUCUAAUUCAAAAAAGGAGAUGAUAGAAGACCUGGAUGAUCUGAUCAACGUUCUAGAGCAACUUACAGAGAUAGCAUCAGAUAUUCUUCCCUACCAUAAGCAAAGCACUUUAGAAGCUUUGAUUUCUUUAUCCAUCCAUAACAGAGAUAUACUAUCUUUACUGAUAGAUCAAAAGAUUGGCAUUAAAGAUUUUGAAUGGACAAGGCAAUUGCGUUACAAAUCGCAUGAAUCCAACCUGUGCACAGUUAUUCAAGGUUAUGCUUCCUUUGAAUAUGGUUAUGAAUAUUUAGGCUGCUCUCCACGAUUGGUUAUCACCCCUCUUACUGAUCAGUGUUGGUUAACCAUUACUGGAGCAUUACAAUUAAAUCUAGGAUGCUGUCUUGCUGGCCCAGCUGGUACAGGAAAAACAGAGACAGUUAAAGAUCUGUCAAAAGCUUUGGGAAAAUUCUGUCUUACGUACAAUUGUUCUGGAGAUUUGGAUGAUAAGAUAAUGGCAACAUUGUUCUUUGGGCUUGUUCAGUCUGGAGCAUGGUGUUGUUUUGAUGAAUUCAAUCGGAUUGAUAUAGAAGUCCUCUCUGCAAUUGCUUCACAUCUUCAGGCAAUUAAGGCAGCUAAAGAUAGCCACAGUGUCAGAUUUAUACUGGAAGGAAAAGAAAUUCGUCUGAAACCACACUGUGCAAUUUUUAUUACCAUGAAUCCUGGAUACAAAGGUCGUGUGGACCUUCCAGACAACUUAAAAUCAUUAUUUCGUCCUAUGUCAAUGGUGAUACCGGAUUAUGAACUCAUUGCUGAAAUAAUGUUGUUUUCAGAAGGUUUCAAAUCAGCAAAAUUACUCUCAGGGAAGAUAAUAAAUCUUUACCAACUUUCUAGCAAAAGAUUAUCACAACAGGAUCAUUAUGAUUUUGGCAUGAGAGCUAUAAAAACUGUAUUAAUAAGAGUUGGUCAAAGGCGGCAGGAUUUGAAACUACAACACAAUAAAAAACGGUUUUCUGCACUAGAGGAAACUCUAAUCACAAUUGAAAUACUGAAAGAAGUGAAUUUACCAAAGUUAAUUGCUGAAGAUGUUCCAGUAUUUGAAGAUAUUAUCAGAGAUCUCUUUACAGAAAUGGAAGUUCCAAAAGUAAAUCCUAAGCGAUUAGAGAGUGCAAUAUCUCUUGCAAUACAUCAUUUAUCCUUGCAGCCUUGGGAAAAUCAGAAAGAGAAGGUUAUACAACUAUACAAUCAGCUUAUGGCUCGUGUUGGUGUGAUGCUUGUAGGCCCCACAGGUGGAGGAAAAACUACCAUUAGAACAAUUUUAGAAAAAGCCUUGAUAAUCUUUCCAUUAGUUGAUAUGGAAAGUGCUACCAAACUUGAUGUUUUUCAGAGUAAUUCAAAGAGAAGCAAAGUGGAUACUUUUGUUGUAAACCCAAAGUGUGUUACUAUUGAUGAACUCUUUGGACAGACAAAUCCUAGUACAAUGGAAUGGUCAGAUGGAUUAUUAUCAUCAGCAGUUCGAGGAUUUGCCAAACUUGGAAUCAAAAAAUCUAAAAGAAAAGAUCCAAGCAUUGGUAUAAAUUCAGAAAUGCAGGAUUUAUAUACACUGAAUACAGUGAAUGUAGCAGAUGCAGUUGUGCCUGAUGAAAUUUUACAAUCAGCAGAGAAUAUUCAGUGUGAAACUGCUGUUGACUGGCAGUGGAUUAUCUUGGAUGGCCCAGUAGAUCCACGUUGGAUAGAAAACUUAAAUUCUGUGCUAGAUGACAGCAAAACAUUAUGUCUUGCUAACAGUGAAAGAAUUUAUUUAUCACCAGCCUUCAGAGUGAUAUUUGAAGUGGACUGUGUGUCUCAAGCCAACCCAGCCACAAUUAGUAGAUGUGCCAUGGUUUAUGUGGAUCCUGCUGAUCUGGGAUGGGAGCCUUAUGUCAAAACAUGGCUGCAAGGCAUUUCUGAAAUAAUACCAGAAAAUAGUAUUGAAUAUCUUGAAAGUUUAUUUCACUCAAGUAUAAAUAUAGGGUUAACCUUUCUAAAUAAACAUAAGAAAAUGCAAGCAUUUCCUGUACAUCAGUUGGGGAUAGUAAUGAACAUUUGCAGAAUUAUUGGUUCAUUUAUUCAUGUAAUAAAACUAAGUCAAGUAUCUCAAGAGAAUAAGAAAAGACGACAAAGCAGCACAGUGAGUUUUUCAACGAUAAACCAGAAGGAUUCUUCACAAUUUUUACAUGAAUUCAGUUCACUUAGUGGAACAGUCCCAUCAAUAAUGAAGAAAAGGGAUGGUCAGAUAUGGUUUUGGGAAAAGGAGCCUAAUAAAAUGCUCAUAUUAUUGGGGAAAAUUUUCAUAUUUGCAUUUACUUGGGCUGUUGGAGGAAUUUUAAAACGAGAGGAAGAACAUGAAGGUGAAACUCUCAUUGAUAUAAACACUAGCCAAGAUGAGCUUGCACAUGUAACAUGUGACUUCAAUUACCUUGUUCGUGAAUUAUUUGAAAAAAAACCACCUACUAAUAUUCAGCUGCCAUCUGGAGAUAAAACUGUUUUUGAUUAUUUUGUGGAUUUACAAACAGGAGAAUUUGAACCAUGGGGACAUUUAGUUCCUAGCACGCAAUUCCUUAUCCAGAAAGAGACAUCAGAUCUUUCUGAUUCUGAUAAUAACAUGUUAGAAAAUCAAGAAAAGAAAAUGGAGGCCUCUGCAUUUAUUCCCAAUAUUGAUACAAUUCGUCACAGUUUCCUAGCAAGUCUUCUUUUAUUGUCAAAACAUCCAGUACUGAUUAUAGGAGACCCUGGUAGUGGAAAGACCACUAUGAUAGAUAAUAUGCUUGGAAGACUUCAGAAAGAUGGCCUAAAUAUAAGGAAAAAAACAAUAUUAGGAGAAGUCUUUUACUACAACCAAACUAAAAUAACAAGCUUGAUGAAGAACUACAGUACAUUGAAAACAGAUCAGUUUCGUGGCUCUUGGAGAACACAUUCUUCAACCAAAGUAUUACUUUCAGCUCUCAGCUCAGUAAGAGAGGAUUCUGAUGUAGAAGAACCAACUUCAGGGCCUAUCAUUUGUAAAUUACAAUUAGGUGCCCAUACAACUGCAGCCCAAACGAAGAGUUUGAUCAUGCAGAAAUUAAUACUGAAAAGUAAAGAUGUCAUGGGUGCUCCACAAUCUAAACAAGCACUACUGUUUAUUGAUGAUCUGAACAUUCCAAUCGCAGAAGCAUAUGGAUCCAAGCCACCAUUAGAGUUCAUCCGUCAGUUUGUGGAGUUGGGAGGAUUUUAUGAUAUUAAACACCUUGAAUGGAAGCAUGUUCAGGACAUUGCCACAGUUGCAUGCUGUACACCUCUAAAUGUAGGAGGUAAUGAGAUUAGUACUCGUCUUCUGUCCCAUUUUUGCAUUUUAGUUUUGCCUGCAACUUCCUUACAGUCUUUGCAACGUAUUUUCCAGGUACGCCUGGGAACAUACUUUUACAUGAAUAGAUUCUUGGUUGAAGUGCAGAAAUGUACAGAUAAUUUAACGUGUUGCUCUAUUGCUCUGUACUAUAGAAUGCUUCAUAAAAUGCUUCCAACACCUGCUAAAUGCCAUUACAUAUUUAAUCUACGAGAUCUUUUUAAGGUACUUGAAGGACUACUUCAAGCCCACAAGUCAAUCAUUGUCUCAAAAGAAACAGCAGCAUUAUUGUUUAUGCAUGAAUCUACACGGAUUUUCCAUGACCGUCUGGUUGAUCUAGCAGAAAAGGAGACAUUCUAUCAGUUUCUUUCAAAUGAGCUCAACAAUUAUUUUAAAAUUUCCUGGACAAAGGAGAAGCUGAUGGAGGAGUUUCCUAUAUUUGUAGAUUUUCUAGAUUACACCAUACCUGUAGAUAAGAGAAUAUAUAAAUAUGUCCCUAGCCAGAAGGUUCUUCUUUUGACACUGGAAGAAUAUUAUAUGAGAAUGCAAAAAAAAGAGUCAGAGAUCAGCAUGGUAUUUUUCAAAGAAACAAUACAGCAUGUAAUUAGAGCUGCAAGAGUUUUUCGACAACAAGAUAGUCAUAUGACACUGAUUGGGUGGAAUGGCAAUGGAAAAGCAACCUGUGCAUCCUUAGCCUGUUUUAUAUCUGAAUGCAGUAUCUAUAGAUUAUCUACUUUCUAUAGUUACAGCUUUGCACAUUUUCAAGAGGAUAUUAAAAAAGUCUAUAAACAAGCUGGAGCAGAAGGCAAGAGGACUGUUCUUCUCAUUACAGAUUCAGAUAUAAUUCAAGAAUCAUUUUUGGAAGUCCUAAGUUGUAUUCUGAAAUCAGGACAAGUGCCCAACCUAUUUGAGAAGGAUGAGUUGAAUAACAUUAUGGAAUCACUUACAUCAGCUUCUGAAAUGACUAAGGAUUCCAACAAAAUGGAUGAUAUGUAUUCUUUUUUCUUACACAGAGUACGCCAAAACCUUCAUAUAGUUUUGACAGUAAAUCCUACAGGACUGGUUUUCCGCCAAUAUUUACAGAUAUAUCCUGCCAUUGUGAAUUGCUGUACAGUAGACUGGUAUGAAAAUUGGCCUGAAGAGGCCCUUUGCCAUGUAGCAAAAAGUUAUUUUAGCCAGAAUCAGACAUUUAAAAAUGAGAAUUUAAGAGAUAUUUUUAUCCCUAUGACUGUUAAUAUUCACAAGAAUGCAUCUAUGAUAAUUGAGAAAUACUUGAAGGAAACUAAAAGACACUAUUACAUCACUCCCAAAAGUUACUUGCAAUUUAUAAAUACUUUUUCCAUAAUAUUGAGGACCACAAAAGAGGAAAUGCUGAGUGAAAGAGCUUGCUAUCAUUCUGGUCUGACAAAAAUCUUGGAUGGAACUUCACAGAUUGCAAAUAUGCAAGAUGAAUUGCUUGUCCUUGGACCUCAAAUAGAGUCAAAAUCAAAGGAAAUAGAAGAACUUGUAGCCAAACUUCACAAAGAUGCGUUAGUUGUAGAGCAAGUUCGAACUUUGGUUAAAAAGGAUGAAGAAACUAUGGUUGCAGAAACUAAAAUUGUGGAAGGGUAUGCUAAGCAAGUAACAGAAGAGCUCAAUACUGUAUUACCAUCUUUGGAGAAGGCCCUUAGUGCUCUUGAUGCACUUGACAAAAAUCACAUUGCAGAAGUUAGAGUAUAUACUCAUCCUCCUCUACUUGUUUUAACUGUUAUGAAUGCAGUCUGUAUUCUUCUUCAAAAGAAACCAAAUUGGGCAACAGCAAAAUUACUACUUUCAGAUCCAGGAUUCCUUAAAACAUUGAUUACAAUUGACAAAGAUAAUUUACCAGAAAAGGUUUUUCUGCAGUUAAAAAAAUAUGUGAGGUCGCCUGAUUUCAAUCCAGUGAAAGUGGGACUUGUGUCUGUUGCAUGUUGCUCCAUAUGCCAGUGGAUUUUAGCUCUGGAUCACUAUCACAUUGUUAAAAGGUUUGUAGAUCCAAAACAAGCAAAGGUAGCAGAAGCAGAGGAAUUACUGAAUCGUGCAUUUAGUAAAUUAGCUGAAAAGCAAAGAAGUUUAGCCCUGAUUGAACAACAUCAACAAAAUUUAGAAGCAUUGUAUGAUGAAAGUAUUGCUGAACAGGAAAAACUUGCAGCCCGAAAAAUUCAAACAACUCGCCGUUUACACAGUGCAUCUAUAUUAAGCACAGCUCUAAAGGAUGAAAUGGAACGCUGGAAAGAAUCUGUUAAUAAUCUUGACCAAAGAUUGCAAGGAAUUGUAGGUGAUGCCCUUAUAUCAGCAGCUUAUAUUGUCUACAGUGGAGUGUUAUCAGUGGGAUAUCGUCAACAGCUAGUCAAUGACAGUUUGCAACUCUGCAAUGAAAAUAAUAUUUUGGUCUCUCCAAAUUAUUCAUUGGUUAACUGCAUGACCGAAAAGAAUGAGGUCCGCAGAUGGCAAAAUGCAGGUUUGCCACAUGAUCAAUACUCCACAGAAAAUGCAAUACUUGUUAAACAUGGACAACAGUGGCCUUUAUUAAUUGAUCCAGAAAGGCAAGCUUACAAAUGGAUAUGUCAAAUGGAAGGCAGCAAACUGCGACAAAUCAGUGCUACAGAUGCCAGUUAUUUAAAAACAAUUGAAUAUUCUUUGCAGUUUGGUGAAUCAGUCCUUUUGCAGGAUUUUCCUGAAACGUUGGAUUCAAAUAUAAAAUCAAUCUUAAGCAAAGAGAUCUACAAAAAAGGAGGGCAAGAAUUCAUUAGAAUAGGAGAUUCUGAAAUUCAGUACAAUUCAGAUUUUCGAUUAUACCUGACAACACAGAAAUUCAAUCCUCAUUUUCUGCCAGCAACAUGCAAUAUUGUUACAAUAAUAAACUUCACGUUAACAUUCCAUGGUUUGCAAAAUCAGCUGUUAUCUGCGGUUGUAAAUAAGAAAAAACCUGAGCUUGAAAAACAGUACUGCAAGUUGAUGGAAAGCAUAUCAAUUGAUCUGGUAGCAUUACGUGAAUAUGAACAAAGAUCACUUCAACUUUUGCAAAAAACAAGUGGGCACCUUUUAGAUGACCAAGACCUCAUUGAAAAUUUGCAGCGAACAAAAAUUACCUCAUCAGAGAUUUUUCAGCGUGUAGCAGAUUCAGCAGCAACAGAAGUCACCAUAGAAGGAAUGCGUAAAGCCUAUAUUCCUAUAGCAACUCGUGGUGCUGUGCUCUACUUCGUAAUAUCAGAUCUUGUACACAUCAACCAUGUCUAUCAGUUUUCACUGAAUUGGUUUCUUAAGAUCUUUGUAGACUCUAUAGAUAAUGUGAAGAAAAGUGACAUUUCUCUCAGUGAUUCUCUUUCAAGUACAAAAAUAAGUGAAUAUAAGGUACAAAGUGAAGAAACAUCAACCGAAAGUGAGACUGAGAUAGAUUAUUUCAAAAUAGAUAUUAAUGAGAUAAUUGAAACACUAACGUAUCAUGUCUAUGAGACAGUUUCUCCAGCUUUGUUCAAUAAAAAUAAGCUAUGCUUUGCUUUCCUACUGUGCACAGCAAUCAUGAAAAAUAAUUGUGAUGAAAAUUUAUUCACAAAUAACCUUGGAUUUAUAUCAGAGAAUGAGUGGAAUUUCUUCCUGUACUCUAGCAUGAUAGCAAAUAUUAAGCAACCAUCAAUCUCUGACUAUACUGGUUCAUGUGUAAUUAACAAAACUGCUCCAUUCCACUGGAUAAGUGAAAUGAUGUGGAAAGAAUGUCAGUACAUGAGUACUCAAAUACCAGCAUUCAGCCUAUUGUGCGGUUCUCUGUCAACAUAUCCUCAACAGUGGAAAGAUUUUCUAGAUAGUGAGAAUGUGUAUAAUUUGAUUAGUACAUGUUAUACACCAUUAUCACCAAAGCAAGACUCAGAAUCACAGCUAGCAAGAGAAAGUGAAGAUGAUGAGGAGAGUAUACCUAUAAUUUUUCCUUGGGAGAAGCUUUCUCCAUUUGAAAGACUUAUCCUGAUAAAAGUUCUACGUGCAGAAAUGUUGAACCGUGCAGUACAAAUAUUUGUAACUGAAAAAUUAGGAACUAGGUAUCUUCAGACUAGAGGAAUUAAUUUAAAAGGAAUGUAUGAAGAAUCUGAUUCUACAACUCCACUAAUUCUCAUCCAUACUCAUGGGAUAGACAUUACAGCAGUUGUCUUACGCUUUGCUCAAGAAAUAAAAAAAAGUACACAAAAUGUGCAAAUGCUAUCUCUGGGACGUGGCCAAGGCAGCAAAGCAGAGGAAUUAAUAUAUAAGGCACAAAUACUAGAUGAACAGUGGGCAUUCCUUCAGAACUGCCAUCUUGCAACUUCAUUUAUGCCGAGAUUGUGCAAAAUUGUUGAUUCCUUUAUCCUACCUGAUGCAAAUAUAAAUCCAGGAUUUAGACUAUGGUUAAGUUCGACACCAGAUACUUCUUUACCCAUACCUAUCUUGAGAAGAGGGCUAAAGAUAGUAAUAGAAACUCCGCAAGGACUAAAAGGAACAUUACUUCAAACUUUUGGAUUUGGUGACACUGGUGUAGUAACAGAAGCUAUAUUUAAUAAGACCAACUGUGGGCCAUCAUGGAAAAGAUUGUUGUUUAGCCUAUGUUUCUUCAAUGCUGUCAUUCAUGAAAGAAAGAAAUACGGAGUUUUGGGCUGGAACAUUCCAUAUGCAUUUAAUUCUUCAGAUUUAGAGUUUUCUAUCAAAAUAUUGGAAGUGCUCCUUGAGAAGCAUCAAAAGAUUCCUUGGACAGCAUUGCAUUAUUUGACUGGAGAAGUAACAUAUGGAGGCCAUGUAACUGAUAACUGGGAUCGUCGAUGCUUGCUUUGCAUUUUAGAUAAUUUUUAUAAUCCUUCCGUAUUGGAAGAAGAUUUUGUUUAUACUGCUGAUGAGGUGUAUCAACCAAUAUCUGAAUUAGAUAGUUUAAAAGACUGCAGAGCCUAUCUACAAUCUCUUCCAGAAGUGGAUUCUCCGGAACUUUUUGGAAUGCAUCAUUGUGCUGAAAGACAAUACUUAAAAGCUCAGGCAGAAUUAUUUAUUAAUUCAGUUGUCAGUACCCAACCAACAUAUAGCACAGACAUUAUCAGUGAUAGAAUGGGUCAGGAUGAAAUAGUACUGGAAAUAGCAUCUGAUAUUCUAAUAAAGCUACCAUUGACUGUAGAGAAUAUGGGAGGGGCAUCUAACAACGAACAUGUGUCUACGGAAAUUAUAACCCUUAGAAGUUUCAUGUCUGGACCAAUUUGGGCUGCACUUGCAAAAGCUACAGAAGAUUUUUAUUCUAUUACCAAUUCACCUUUGCUACCUGUUUUGCGCCAGGAGAUUGACCAUUGUAAUAAUUUACUAUACUUAAUAAUUCAGUCAUUACAAGAACUUCAGCAAGGAAUCAAAGGAAAAAUUAUCUUCACUAAAAGAUUAGAAGACCUUUAUAAUUCAAUAUUGAAAGGCAUAGUAGCUGAUUUGUGGGAGCAAAGUUCUUUUAAGACAAAUAAACCUUUAGGAUCCUGGAUUGAUGAUCUCAUUAUACAAGUGAAUUUCUUUGCCAUGUGGGCUGAUCGAAUUAUCACCUUUAUGCAAGCAAGGUUUAAUGAUUUAUUGGUGCUUCAGAGACAAAGCAAAAUACCACUUCAUCUUGGUGAAUAUCCUGACUUUCAUGCCAGUUAUCAAGGACAUCCUAGCUAUUUUUGGCUUCCAGGUUUCUUUUUUCCACAUGGAUUUCUUAUUGCUGUGUGUCAGAAUUAUGCUCGGUUGAAUAAAGUAACAGUGGAUUCACUUAGUUUUACACAUAAAGUGCUUCCAUUAACUCAAGAUGAAGAGUUAAGUUUCAAUAGAAAAGAAAAUAUAUUAAACAAAGCCUUUAAGGAAGAUUCUCAAUAUGAAACUGGAGUUAAAAUUUAUGGCUUAUACAUAGAUGGUGCAUGCUGGAAUCUCAGUACACAGGCAUUGGAUGAACCUGAACUUCAUAGAAGAUUUUAUCCAUUACCAGACAUCCAAUUUUUACCACAAAGUAUAACCUUUUGGCCAAGUCACUGUGAUGAAGAAGGCCGGCUCUUAUAUGAAUGUCCUUUAUACAAGACACCUCAAAGAACAGGAAUGCUGUCUUCUACGGGUGCAUCUAUAAAUUUUAUAACUGCAGUUAAUCUGCCAAGUCUGGUAACUCCUAGCCACUGGAUAAUGAGAGGAGUUGCACUGUUAUGCCAACUGGAUGAUUAAGAAAUAAAAAAUAUUAUUGUCCCUCAUUUGAAAUGAAUACUUCACUGUUUCAGUCUAGGAUCAGAUACAACCUAGUUUUAAUUGUUUAAUGUUUUAGAUUAAUAAUAAAGUUGUUUCCCAUGCAAUAUGUGCAAAUUCAAAUUUAUAUUAUGGUUUUGUUUUUUGCCUUUAGUCAAUCAUUAUAAAUUACAUGAGAAUAGGCAGUGAUCAAAGAUGGCACAUGAUAAAUCUAGCCUCUGGAUUAUACAUUGCCUCUGGUAAUGUGCCUAGAGGCCUCUCCUUUUGCACUCAAGGGCUCUUAAAUCCAGCUAGUUUUUGAAAAAUUUUUUUUUUAAAUUACUGGCAUUUUGUCUAGAAAUUUUUAUUUCUAAGAAUCUUCUGCAUCCCAAAUAGGUUCAAUAACCCUAAUAAUGAUGGAUGGCUGCACCCUGGUGGAUCUGGAUAGCGCCUGGAAUAAUGUAAAAUUUAAGCAAGGUUAAAAGCAGGUGACAGAUAAUUCUCUGGUACAUUUGUGCUUCCAAAUUGAUUUCCCAUGACUACUAUUUUAGUAAAUGAAUGGAUAAGCUGCUAGGAAUAAUUUUAUAUCAGGACUUGUAUGUUUUCAAAAUUCCAUAUAUUCCUGCAAAUCCAAAAAUUAGGAUUGCUAUCCUAAUACAUAUAAUUUUAUACCUGUUCCUAUUUCAGCCUAAUAAACCUUUUCUCUGGUAUUUUUAAAAUGUGUGCUUCAGUUUCCAAAGUUCUCACAAAAGGUCAUGCUGGCUAUAGAUUCUAAAUAGUUUAAGUCUGGGGGUUUAAUUUUGGCUUAGCUAGUGUUAUAAUUUGUAAAUCAUGGUUUUGCCAAAUUCUAUGAUUGACAGUGCUGUUUCUUAGCAAAAACAUAUUAUUCAUGUCAAUUAUGUCCCUAAUCUUUCAGGUUUCCCAACAAAGCACCACCACCACUUUAACUGAAUCCAUCCACCCUGCUGCUGGUGGUCUUUUUUCCUUCCGUCUUUCCCAGCAUUAAAGCCUUCUCUAGAGAGCUAGAGAUUGUAUCCAGAGAAGGACAAUUUGAGCCUGGCCACUUGUACCUGAGUGAGAACUGUGGGUUGAUUUUGAUAUCCGUUGGUUUGUUCUUGGCUGUCCAUUAUAUUCUCAGGAAUCUUCUCCAACACUGAGAGAAGAAUGUCAUUGCUUUUUCAAGUGAUUCUAGGUAAUCAUCCCUUAAGUUAUGUACUCACACUAGUUGAUUUUAUUCUCUCUCUUAAUUCUGCAGGCUAACAGGAUAAUUGUAUUGCUCCCAAGUGAGAUAUUGAGGAAAGCAAAACAACAGUAAUUCCCAUUCCAAUGUCCUAGUCUAGCAUGACUUAUUUUUGGUAACUCAUUAUGGUUCCUGCCAAGCAGAAAAAUUUCUAAGUUCACAAAAAGGAAUCUAAAAUAUCCUUCUGUCUAGAUUUCCCUGGCACUAUAGAUACCAUCCAUGAUUUUAUGAAUAUUGGAGUUUCAAGAUAACUGCCAGAUUUCUAUUAUUACCAUCCUAACAUAAAUUCCUAUAAGCAGAUCCAUCCAGUUUUUUUUCUCUUUUUACUGUUAUCUGCAAAAAGCCUUUUUCACACCUUUUGUAAACAGGUAUCUUUUUGUGCUAUUGAAAAAGGAACGCAGCAUUACAACUUCAGGAAUGUUGAGUGAUAUUGAAUUAUGCAAUGAACCCUUUGACACUGAACAGUCAGCCAAUAAUUUUUAUCACAUUCAGUUCUUACAUUGGAGAUCUUCUGAGAUGGGAGAGCUAACACUGUAGGGAUGGUAGAAAUCUGUUUUGCAAACUAGCUUAAACAUUUAUUUUCUUAAUGAGAUGGUCGCAAGGCUAUGCAUGCAACCUUGUCUAUUAUGCUGCUCAAGCUAAUUUGGCUCAACUGAGAUUUGCCUUAAUAAACAAUUGUUGCUCCCUCAACCCAUUACAUCUUUGAGAUUUUCCAGUUUUUCAUUUCAGAUUUCAAAGCCAAAUCCUGAGAAACUGAGAAAUUCCUACGGAAUAGACUGCCCUUCCAAGAUAUGAUACCUAUCUUCUUUCGUAUUGACUUAAACUUUCUAGGAAAGAAUACAAUUUUAGCAACCUUUUUUCCCUUAUUAAGCAGUUUUAUUACUUAAAAUCAUAAUUUGAAAUAGUUGAAUGUUUUCAAAUAUUUGCAAAUUAUAGUUUGGUCCAUAGUUCAUUUCACUAGAGAAAUUUUAAAGUUUUAAAUUUUGUAAGACCAUACCAUAGUUUUCUUCACCUAUUUCUUAACGGAGGAAAACAUGGCCACUGGAUUCUAUGCCUUAAAAAUUGGGCAAAAAAUGAAGAUGUGGUGAUCUUGGCAAGGUAGUUAUUUUCUCCAAAUGACCUACAUCUCCCUUGAAAACUAUCUUCCUAAUAUCCCAUCCUGAUGCAACUCUUGAGAAGAAUUGCUAGCUACUCCAUCUCAAAAGAAUGUCACUCCAGAAGACAUAUACCAAAUUGUAGGCUUUAAGUGGCAUUCUGUGAAGUACAUGUCACAGAAGUAUGCAAGGGGAGGGAAAAAAAUUAAGGGAAAGCAGUUAUUUUUAUUCACUUUAACUUGGCUGAAAUUUCACAUAAAAGAGACUACACUGUCCAACUCUUGAAAAUGUAGAAAUAGUCAGUUGGCUAAAAAAAAUAUAUCCAGGGUAAUUCAUUCCCUUGUGGAUACUUCUAACUUGUGUACAAGCAAAUUUUUGCCAAUACACUUAAUCUAAUUUGCUAAACAAAACAAUGUGUUUCUUCACUAAAGGAACUGGGGAGUAUGUGUCAAGUCUAACUAAGAAGAUUGUAGAUAUCUAUUUUUGUCCACUUAAGAUAAAGUAGGAAGGAGCACAGGAAACACAUUCUUAAUUGAUUUCAAUGAAGAGUAUGAAAGGAGAAUAUCACUAUCAAGCCAACAUGAAUAUAACCAAACUUGGUCAUAAUUUAGUUUCUGUUGAAAAUAUUUGAUAAAAAAGAACAGUAAACAUCCAUUUAAUUAACAAAUAAAUAUUAGAAGUCUGUCAAGAAAGGGAUGCAAGAUUCUUAAUAAAUAAUUCUUCCUGCAUCAAACAAUUUUUGGACUAAUUUUUAAUUAUGAAGUGAAAGCUAAGUACAUUCUAGGUGUAAAAGGAAAAAUAAUCAUGACAAACUGAUGUUUAUUUUAAUUCCCGGGGCAAUAUAUUUAUCUUUAAAAAGCCUUCCUUCAGAAAGUUUAUGUAGAAUACCUGAAAAUCAUGGACUGUCUAUACUACCUAUUGCUCAUAGAUAACCAGCCUUGUUAAAAGUGUUCAGGGCCACAGCCUUCAUCAAACCUAGUCAAUCUGGCCAACAGAAAGAUGUAAAAUGUAGCUCAAAAGUUUUGGAGAGUGUUUAGGGGUGGGAGCAUAAUCAUCACAGAAUUAAAAAAUGCCAUUAUCAUUUUUGGAAUAGUUAUUGCCCCCAAGCCCCCUAUUUAAUUACUAUAAUCUAAUUUAAAAAUGGUUUUGUUCAGAACUAAAACAGCUCUUAUGAAUAUAUAAGGAAUAAAGAUUACCAAAUGCUACUCAAAUGUGAUAGGGUCUUUCUAUUUCAAAACUUGGCAAACAUUUAGGUUAAAUAGACUGAAUUCACAUUUUUCAUAAAGGCACGCAAUGUCCAGCAAAAGCUAGUAGAUAGAUAAAAUAUAGUAGAGGGAAGAGGAAGAAAAGAGAGUCUGCUAUAUUGUAUAAUAUUUCACAGUAAUUAUUGCUGCACAAUAUUUUCAAAGUAGUAUAAGCUAUAUUAAAACUAAAAGCAAAUGUUAUAAAGAAUAUGCUACAUAUACAUAUAUACAAAAUAUGUGUUUUACACAGAUAUUAAAUGAGUACUUUUUCUACCUGCUAUAAAAUUAUGAAAUUCAAGGUUUGAAAAAAUUAUUUCAAUACCUCUGCCUUCAAACUUUAUAUAUUAAAAUAGCAAUUGUUCUGUCAAUUACAGCCAUUUCAAUAAUUACUAUUGUUAAAGCUAUGAAUGAGUAAAACUCCAUAGCUAUAGUUAAAAGAUAUGAAUACAAAAAUAUAAAAAAUGCAUUAGUGCAUAUAUAGUUGAUUUUAAUUUCCACUUUUUAUUAAAAAGCUAAUUUAAAAAGCAAUUUGAAUAUUGGCAUUUUUUUUCUAUACGUAACAAUAUAAAAAGGCAAAAUAACCUACUUUGAGGUAGUAAUGCCAAGUUGUAAAAUUUGAAGUUUUCUUUUUUUCAUAAUGCAUCACCAUAUUUAAAUGAAAUCAUCAGCUCUUGAACUGUUUCACAAUAAUACAAUACUUUACAUUUUUUCAAAAAUAUGCAAAUGGUUAUAAUUAAAAAAAAUCAAACUUUGAAAAACAAUUCCAUUUUACAGCCAAAUAUUAUAAAACAAACUCAAUGUUAUAAAGGAAAGCUGCAGUUUGUACAAUAUUUCACAUCUUGCACUACUUUUUAUUACCACUAAAUAAAGCUCUAAUGUUUUUUAUUACUAAUAUUUUCAAACCUGAGACAUUCCAUGAGAGCUUAUGGGAAAUUUUAUAUAUCCCUUUACAACUGUACUGUGUACAAUACUCAACUAAAAAAUUCCACAUAUAUGUUGUUCAGAACUUAAAUGGGAGCCUGUUUUUAUAUGGCAGAAGAGUCAUGUAUUAUAACUCUAAACUCUAUCUUUCUGCCUCAAGGGAAUCAGGUCUGAGUGAGAACAAAUAUAAUUAGGAAGCACGAACAUAGUAAAAGUCGCUUUCCACUGGAUCUUAGUAUGCUUUUAAUUUUUUAUACGAUGUUUUUUGACCAAGGCUAAAAAUACAAAACAAAAUUAUAGAGAAAGAAAAUGUUGGUAAUUAAGUCCCAAAUUUGGUUUUCUUUCUUACAGGACAGAAAAUGAACAUUACUCAUCAGAUAACCAGUUCAUAAAGCAUACAAAUUACUUAAUACUUUUCAUGCACUAUACAACUAGUUUACUGUUUCUUAAUAAAAAAAA
Crotalus tigris (Tiger rattlesnake) is the source of this 18727-nucleotide messenger RNA. RefSeq names its product dynein axonemal heavy chain 14 (gene DNAH14). The coding region runs from base 153 to 13772 and encodes 4539 amino acids. Gene Ontology annotation, cellular component: dynein complex. The transcript has 83 exons. Gene Ontology annotation, biological process: microtubule-based movement. Lineage: Eukaryota; Metazoa; Chordata; Lepidosauria; Squamata; Viperidae. Gene Ontology annotation, molecular function: ATP binding; ATP hydrolysis activity; minus-end-directed microtubule motor activity. The record is from RefSeq and is a predicted model, not a curated record.